AUGGGCGUCGAGAGAAAGAUUGUUACCCGUGGUACUGGCUCUGGCUCACCUGCUGCCGGUGACAAGGUCUCCAUCCACUACACUGGCUGGCUGUACGAUGCCAAGAAGUCCAACAAGGGCUUCCAGGGAAAGCAGUUUGACAGCUCCCGGUCGCCCGGCCGUGGUGUCUUCAAUGUCGAGAUUGGUACCGGUCAGGUUAUCAAGGGUUGGGAUGAGGGUGUCAUGCAGAUGACCCUGGGCGAGAAGGCCAUGCUGACCAUUUCUCCUGACUAUGGUUACGGCGACAAGGCCAAUGGCAAGAUUCCCGCGGGAUCUACCCUCAUAUUUGAGGUUGAGCUCCUUAAGAUCAACAACAAAAGCGCCUAG
Penicillium brevicompactum is the source of this 366-nucleotide messenger RNA. RefSeq names its product FKBP-type peptidyl-prolyl cis-trans isomerase. The record is from RefSeq and is a predicted model, not a curated record. The transcript is spliced from 6 exons. The coding region runs from base 1 to 366 and encodes 121 amino acids. Lineage: Eukaryota; Fungi; Ascomycota; Eurotiomycetes; Eurotiales; Aspergillaceae. Gene Ontology annotation, molecular function: peptidyl-prolyl cis-trans isomerase activity.